This is a messenger RNA of Drosophila montana, 15420 nucleotides long. It is a transcript of the gene Cht6, whose product is annotated as Chitinase 6. The record is from RefSeq and is a predicted model, not a curated record. Gene Ontology annotation, biological process: carbohydrate metabolic process; chitin catabolic process. Lineage: Eukaryota; Metazoa; Arthropoda; Insecta; Diptera; Drosophilidae. Gene Ontology annotation, molecular function: chitin binding; chitinase activity. Gene Ontology annotation, cellular component: extracellular region. The transcript is spliced from 13 exons.
UUGCUGUCGUCGCCGUUAAAUAAGAAGGCCACCCGUUGAAUGCGUUUAACCGAAUACCAACAUCACCACACAAUAAUUACAACAUAAACGACAUCGUCAAAAGCAGUAGAAAAUAUUCAACUGCAUACCAGCACAAUAAAACGUUGACCAUAAAAGCCUCGCCGCCAAAAUGCUUCCGUUUCGGCCUGGAGUAGGCUGGCAAUCGCUCUUACUCAUGUGCGCACUGGCCUAUUGCAUUAAUGUUGCGAGCAGUGAGGGUCGAGUGGUUUGUUACUAUACGAAUUGGAGUGUCUACCGACCAGGCACUGCUAAAUUUAAUCCUCAAAAUAUAAAUCCAUAUUUGUGUACACAUUUGGUAUACGCAUUCGGUGGAUUCACCAAGGAUAAUCAAAUGAAGCCAUUUGACAAGUAUCAGGAUAUAGAACAAGGUGGUUAUGCUAAGUUUACCGGCUUAAAAACGUACAACAAGCAGCUGAAAACGAUGAUUGCCAUUGGCGGCUGGAACGAGGCCUCUUCACGCUUCUCACCUCUGGUGGCUAGUGCCGAUCGGCGACAACAGUUCAUAAAGAAUAUAUUGAAAUUCUUGCGCCAGAAUCAUUUCGAUGGUAUUGAUUUAGAUUGGGAAUAUCCAGCACAUCGUGAAGGCGGAAAGUCGCGUGACCGGGAUAACUAUGCGCAGUUUGUACAGGAAUUAAGAUCAGAGUUUGAACGCGAGGCGGAGAAGACUGGACGCUCGAGGCUGCUGCUUACCAUGGCUGUGCCAGCCGGCAUUGAAUAUAUUGACAAGGGCUACGAUGUGCCCAAGCUAAACAAAUAUCUGGAUUGGUUUAACGUCCUAACCUAUGAUUUUCAUUCCUCGCAUGAACCAUCGGUAAAUCAUCAUGCGCCUCUUUACUCUCUGGAGGAUGAUUCCGAAUAUAACUAUGAUGCAGAGUUAAAUAUUGACUAUUCUAUCAAAUAUUAUCUAAAAGCUGGAGCCGAUCGUGACAAGCUGGUAUUGGGCAUACCUACCUACGGACGUUCCUACACGCUCAUUAAUGAGGAGAGCACUGAGCUCGGUGCCCCUUCGGAGGGACCUGGCGAACAGGGUGAUGCUACCAGAGAAAAGGGAUAUUUGGCAUACUAUGAGAUUUGUCAAACACUUAAAGAAGAUCCCGAAUGGACUGUGGUGCAGCCCAACGAAAAUGUCAUGGGUCCGUAUGCCUAUAGGCGCAAUCAAUGGGUGGGUUACGAUGAUGAGGCCAUUGUGCGUAAGAAAGCAGAGUAUGUGGUCGCCCAUGGAUUGGGUGGUAUUAUGUUUUGGGCCAUAGAUAAUGAUGAUUUCCGUGGGACAUGCACUGGAAAGCCAUAUCCUUUGAUUGAGGCUGCCAAGGAGGCUAUGCUUGAGGCAUUUGGACUGGGCAUUAAUGAAGUAGCAAAGUCAAAUGGCCCGCAAAAGCCGUUACGCUCUAGAAGUCGGGACAAUGGCAUCACCAGCACCAGAAAUCACCUAACCUCCGAAGUAAACACAAGAAAGCCCAGUGCAACUCGACGACCUGGGAAUAGAGGCACCACAAAGACAACGUCCACUACCACUAUAAAACUGACCGAUGCUAAGGGACCCUCGCUGUACAUUGGUGGACGAGCAUCGACGACGCCACCACCGCCCACAACGCCCGAUCCCGGCUCUGACUUCAAAUGCGAGGAGGAGGGCUUUUUCCAGCAUCCUCGCGACUGCAAGAAGUACUACUGGUGUUUAGAUAGCGGUCCUUCUGGCUUGGGCAUUGUGGCUCAUCAAUUCACCUGCCCUUCUGGGCUUUACUUUAAUCCCGCUGCCGAUUCUUGCGAUUUUGCACGCAAUGUGCCAUGCAAGACCCAGAAACUGACAACUGCACGCCCUAUAAGCUCGACAAGCAGUACAACGACAACAACACUACGCCCUACCAGUAGCUACAAUCGUAUCACAGCAGCACCCGUGGCUCGACCGGUCUACCCACGUAUCACUAGCACAAAUCCCACCACCACAACAACCACUACCGCAGCGUCAGCGGAAGAUUCGCUAGAGUACGAAGAGGACGACGAUAACGCACAGACGUUAAGCAAGUCCACCGAUGCUGAGGAGGAUCCACAAGUCAUAAAGGAGCUAAUUGAUCUUAUACGUAAGGUCGGUGGCGUGGAGCAGCUGGAGAAACACUUACUGCGAAAUAAAGACGGCUCUAUAACUCUGAAAGAGAACGUGGCCAGCGGCGCACCGACAACACCUUCCACAAUUAGCAAGUCAUUGUAUGAUCGUGUUCUAAAUCGUCCUGAAACAUUGGGCACAUUUACACGUCAACGCCUCAAUGUUGUUAAAAUAAAGCCUACUGAAUCUGCUGAAUAUACCAGCGCUGCCGUCGCCGGCGAUGACAGCUCGCAAACAAACAAUUCAAAAUACUCAUCGGUACUGCGCGGCAACAGCCGUCAGGGACCACAAAACGAGGGCCUGGAAAAGCUUGCCGAAUUUGAUGGCUUUCUUAAGGACCGUAAGCCGUAUGUGACUAUUAAUCGCAAUCGAGGCACCACGCGCGAUGAGGAAGAAGAUGAAGUUACCUCUAAAGAUGAUGCCAGUAUGAGUGAGGAAGAGGCUGACUCCAAGCAAGAUCCGGUGAAUACAACGAGGCGUCCGCUUAGCUCUGUCACGCCAUCGUACACUAGUUUACGACGCUCCCGACCUACCACAACGUCCACAGCGCCCAUUGAAUCAGUGACGGAGCCCGAACAGCCCAUUGUUAUUAAGGAGCAAACACAGACUAAACACUAUGCGACAUUAAGCCGUACUCGUGGACGUAGCACAGAACGGCCGCAAAGCACAGCUUCUGAGUCAGAAAUUAUCUCGAACACCUAUCGCUAUAAAUACCUUGAACGGACGCAGCCCACAAAGAGCAGCGGUGCAAUUGAUGUCGCAGUUGAUGCUAAUGAUCAUGAUUCUGCUGAAGACGAGGAGGAAUACGAGGAUGAGCCACAACAGAAAAAAGUAACGGUACCAAGAAAUCAAAGCACCACUGCAACAUCAAAUACACGUAAAUACGCGAGCAUUGGCCGCAGAACCAAAACCACAACAAUCACAACAACAACACCACCAGAAACAACAACAAUUACAGGCGCUGAGACUGCCAAGGCCAGCACCCUCAACAACAACAAUAGAAGCAACACUGUGAAAAUUAAUAAUGUACCAGCAACCACAACUGCAUCAAUCAGCAUCCAAUCAGAUAUAGCCACUAUAACAACCACUAUCAUUAACACAACCACUGAACCAGUUGAAAGCACUAGCACUACUUACAUCCAUACUACCACCACUACCUCACCAACACCCACACCCACACCCACACCCCCAGUAUUAUCCACUAUCCAAACACCAACCACCAGCAUCGACUCCUUGAGCGUGGCUGAUGGUAUUACCGAUUUCUUAGAGUCACAAUUUACCACACUGCCACCGGCCAAUGAGCCAAGCGAUGCAGUCCACCUACCAGCACUUGACUUAAAAAUUAACAACUUAUCACAAGUUGCGGCCCCAACGACAACCGCAACAGUAACUACGACGGAGUCUGAACAAGCCAAAAUAAGAACCACUGGCAAUCAUGAACACAACAACAUUGACAACGACGAAGACGACAACGACAAUCAAAUAACCAAUGUUGAUAACGAGGUAACAACAAUUAAGACUAAGUAUACAACCAGUCAAAGACGCAUAAACACGACCAACAACAACUCAAAGAAAAGCAAUGCAGCAGCAGUCAACGAUGCUAGUCCCUACUUUGGUAACUCUCAAACUUUCAGUAGCACUGAUCCUACUGUAAAUAUCAUUAAAAGCACCUACUCUGGUAGAAGGCAACCACAAAGAACACAACUUGAACUGAAUACAACCGAACUACCUGUAAGCCCAACUAACAUCAACACGCUGGGCGGCAUAUCUAGUCCAAGACCCUUUGGUUAUCCCCGACGUCGCACACGUCCCAAUGCCACUAAACCACUUCCUACCAUAACAACAAACAGUACUGUUAAUAAUUACGAUAAUGAUAGCGAUAACGUAAACAAUACUCGACAUGAUGAUGUUGCGGGAAUAGGCAAAACGCGUCUAUCCAAAGUGGAUAGGCCCAAGGUGAGUGCCAAUAAUACUCAAACGUUGUUGGACCCUAGCACAAAAACCCAACCAACAACACCCAAAUCUAACACAACAAACGCAAUACGCACUCAAAAUAUAGUAGAUUUAGACGUAGCUGGUAAUGGUGGCAAUAUAAUAAGGCAUGAUGUAGUUAGCACCUCUACUUUAAGUACUCAAGAUGACGAUCAACACACUGAAAAAAUUAAAUAUACGCGCCGACCUACGCCAAUUUCAGCAGGUACGGUCAAGCCGCCCAAUUCAUUCAAUGCUAAAGAUAAAGAUUCACGUAGGUAUGCUGGCAAGCGCUUAGCGGUUGAUUAUUCGACUUCAUCGGAGCAAGAAAACGAUACAGAUGAAGAUGAAAUCGAGGCACUAGUCACGACGCCACAAACUUCGCAGAUAACAACAAGUCGCAGCUAUCAAGACAUCGCUCGUACAUACAACCAGGUGGAAGAGAAAAUAGGAAACAACACUAAAUUAUUUAACGACGUUGGGGCAAUAAAACAGACAACAGUUGCUGAAGAUGAAUCUGUCUUUUCUAAUCAUGGAGACUCAAAAAUUAAAGUCACCAAUGAGACCGACCCAGCGUCAAACUCAAGUGGCAAACGUAACUACCAAAGCAUAAGUCGUACUUCUAUUCGCGGCAGUGUCGAUAAACAGGUACACUACACUUCAAUAAUUCGCGAUAGCAGUGGAGCCCAUUUGAGUGAAGAUCGCAGUUCUAGCUUUAUGCGCAACCUAGGUGAAGUGAAGCAGUCAGAAGACAAUCUGCCCAUACAACGAGGAGGUCUGAUUACGGAGACAACGAUUGAAGAUGAGAAUAUUGCAGCUGAAAUAAUUGACGAUGAGCCCCCUGUAGUGGCUCGUGGUAAGACUAUAGCGCCUGCUUUAAAUGACAGCUCUGACGAUAGCAACACAGCAACUGAGCAAGAAUCAAGGGAGGUAGCCACUGAGGGUGCAACUCUGCGAAAAAAUUUAUUGACAACGUUGCUUGCAAAUAAUGUCGAAAUUUCAAAGGUAACCACCCUCGGAACAGAUGUUGAAGCUGGUAGUGAAAAUAAUAAUAUUUCCAAAUUGGUAAGCACGUCUUCUGAGAUGGCCACAACCAUUCAAGAAUCUACAACGCGAUCUGUGCCCGAUAUUAAAAGCAGCACCACCACAACAACUGAACAACCGAAAUAUACUACGAACCUUACAACAACCACAGCAAUGCCACAGAAUACUAAUACGUCUGAGAUAGAAUCCUUAUAUAAGGAUAUAGCUAAAGUGGAGACCCAAACGAGCUUCACUGAGAAGCUUAGCACUAAAUCAGUUAACCAACACCCACGCCGCUCUUCAUUCCAAGUCCAAAUGACAAGCAGUACAGAGACGGCUCCGAAAACCAUGUCCACAACCACAACAGCAUUUACUACGUACACCCGACGUCCACCCGUUCGCAACGAAAUUAGAACGGCGAAAGCAACAACAGCCAGUACGACAGACGCAAGUGAAGAUCUUGUUAUUAAUAACACCACGCCGCUUUCAAGGCGGCGUGUCAUUGUCAGAGGCAACUAUCGACCCCGCAAGGAAGGGGAUCUCUCAUCUCUGUUAGCAGCUGAUGAAAACAAGCGUGUACGAAACAACGACCAGCAGGCGCCACAGCAAGCUUUUAAAAAGCAAGAAGUUACGGAGAAAAAUUAUAACACGACUGCGGUGCCAAAUAGUGAGGAUAUAAGUGGUAUAGCCGAUAAGAACUUAAUGCGUGCAAAGCUUAUCAAUCGCACUUCACUUGGAACUGUGCGCAAUCGCACCUCCAGCCAAACUGAAUCAUUGGGCAAUGGUUUAACACGCACGCGUACAACUUACGUGCGUACAAUUGAUAAUGGAAAGGUCGUAAAGCGUGUGCACACCAAAACUGUUCAAGAGAAGCCGGCCGAAUAUGAGUAUAUUUCUGAUGAGGUCAGUGAAUCGGUGGCCGGUACAACACCACGCACCGUAACACGAAAUCGUGGCUCAGUAAAGUUUCGUAGUAAUGAUCUGUCCUCAUUAUUGUCCUUGGACUUUGCUAUGAAAGGAAAGCAUACUAAACAAUCGCAGCCGACCGUGACAAAGACUCGCAGACGUUUGUUGAAAAAGCCUAAAGAAACUAUAGAGCACGAAGAAAUAAAGGAGUUUGUUUACGAUAGCGAUUAUGAUGUAGACAAUUCGGACUUAGAAACUACAACCAGGCAAAGUGCGGUGACUACUGUUCGCCCACGCUUGAGACCCACAAGACCCAGCACAACCAUAAGUCCGCCAACAAUAGCAUCAACGACCCCGCAAUCUAUAUUAGUUGAUAAUAAAGAUUUCCAGCGACCAACUUCGAAAACAACCACAGAGCAAUCUACACGUACGACUUCGACCAGACGUAAGCUGACCUUCAAGCGACCCAUAGCAACAACUAUACCGAGCGUUUUAACAACAACAGAAGAGCCAACAACAAGUUCGCAGCAGCUAGCUGCUAAAAAAAACUCUUUCCGUUUAAGGACCAGCAGCUCUACAACAACAACUAUAAAUAAACCUCCAACAACAGACAUCAGUGAUAACCUGAAUGAUCUACAAAGUAAUUUAACAAAUGGAUUGAACAGUAUUCAAACGGAUAGUAACAAAACUGACAUAGUGAGCAGCACGCCUGAGUCUGAACCUGGCAAGGAAACUAGCCAUGACGACAAGCUCUCACUGCCAAUUUAUCAUCGUCGAAAAUACUAUCAAUACGUGAAGGAUUCGCCCAUUACAUACAUUGACAAGACUCCAGCGCCAGCUGAUGUCGAGAACGUCACGGUAAACAUACAACAGCAAAUUCAUGAUGUUUUUAAUGUAAGUGACAAUGGGACGCCGACCAAUUCACUAGAGGAGGAUGAAAACAUUAGCAGUGAUGAUGACCAUCGUUUGGCUAUGGAGCAGGCGCGCGAAAUCAAUUCUGAACUGAGUCAUUUUUUAUUGAAAACCCCCGGGUCACUUUCCGUGGAAACGAACGCCGCCUUGGAUAUAAAUUCAUAUCGACAAGGCAAAACUUUCAAAUCAAAGCUGGCAACGGCAGGUCGAAACGAAACUAAACGCAUUAUACAGGUGUCCAUAUUAGCGGAUGCGCAGCGAGUCACAAAUGAUUCCCAUGCCUUACGUACUUAUAGCCGAUUAAAUCCCAAGCGUCCGAAGCAGACAACUAGUCCAGAUUCGGAUGAUGAACCAAAGGAAGUAAAUGAGUUAGAGGUAACCACGAAGAGUGCCCCUAGUUUCUCUCAGCUUUUUGGGGGCAGAAGAAUCAAGACACCAACCAUAGCAGGUCAAGAUAGCAACACGCGACGAGUUUAUGGUAGCUUUAAUAAACUGCUGUCGGCAACGACAUCGACGACUAGGGCGACACCUCGUCAAAAUCUUAGUAUCAAUCAAAGAGUGUCACAGGAAAACUCAACAAAUAGUGCAACCGAUAUUGAUAGUGUAACAUAUUCAAGUGAUGACCAUAGUGACGAAAACGAACUUCUGGCUGAGUUGGGUGAUGAAAAUGAAGUUGUCAGUAAUGUAGACAUGACUACCGUUACCAGUCCUACGACAACUGGAAUCGGUACUGCCGUCAUCAGCAAGGAACAUACGCUCCCCAACCGCUUUAAUACAACAACCAGCGGGAUGAGAAAUGCAAAUUAUGAAGAGAGUAAAGAAAUCGAGCAAUUUGAAGACAAUGUUGGCGUUACCAGCAGUCUCAAUAUUGAGGACCUUACAUCAACAACAACAGUCAAAACUGUUGAGAGUCCCACACCACGACGUCAGAUUUUGAAGCGUAACCGCUUAAAUACAGAUGUACACAAUAUAACAACAAAUACAGGUAUGUACAACGAUGUUAAUGCAGAAGAGAGUAGCUCUAACAAAAUUAAUGCUCCCGAUCAUGGUGUGUCCACGAGUGCAAUCACAGACACAACCUCUGAGCGACCUACAUAUCAGAGAAAACUCAUAAUACGCAAACGCUUGAAUGCGACGAAAUCUGCUUCAUCCACAAGGUAUGAAGGAAGUAACGAAGCCAAGGACGAUGGGGAAAAGUCCAGAAGUGGUACAGAAUAUACAACUCCAACAUCAGAAACAGAAAGCAAUGAAAAUACACGUUAUCCGUUUUUAAUUCGCCGUGGCAACACUACAACAAUAUCAACCGCAUCAGUUAAUCAAAUCAGCGAGGUCAUUGAGGAUGAAGACAUUUCUGAUGUAAUCAGUAGCUCCGGAGAUGGCGAGGUUAUCGGUGAAACUAUAGAAGUCACCACAUCAAGACGUAAUCUUCUGAUACGCCGCCGUUUCAAUGCAACGGAACCCACUCCAAAAACCCAGAGCAGUGCUGAACAGAAUUCAAAUACAGAAAAGUAUAUCUCUGUUAAUGGUAUCAGCUCCACAACUUUAGCCACAACUACUAUUAGUGGAAGAUCAUCACUACGACGCCAGAGUCUGGUACGUCGACGGUAUAAUUCAACCACAGCCGCGAGUCAAAAAAAUACUAACGAUAUCCAAGAAGAUAAAGUUAACUCUGAAGAAAUAAGUAGUUUUGGAAAUAUUAAAAUAACAACUUCAGUGGAAAGAAACAACAGAAACCGACCUACACCACCACGUGAUCUUUUAAAACAACGCCGUUUUAAUAAAACGUCCACAGAAGGCUCAGCAAAAGAAAUAACAACGACUGGAACGGAUAAAGCGGUCGAUGUAAGCACACGUCGUCCAUAUGCGACACUGAGCCGUACACGCAGUCGCUUUUCAGUCAGCAGAGAACCAACAACAACUGAAAAAUUAAUAAGCGAUACUGAUAGUGAUACCGACAAUGAUGCAAGCAUUGAUGAUAAUACUGACGAUAAAACGCCUGACUCGAAUAGCAUAACAGUACGUGGGGGAUUUCUGCAAACGAACCGUCAUCGGGCCUUAAUUAGACCUCAGCUAAGCCAGAUACCUGCUUCCGAAAAAGGACAACAGGACAGCCAAAACACUGGGCGGAGUCCUCCCAAUUUUGGGACACGUCGGACUUCAGCGCCUCGGACAAGAUUGAGCUCUAGUACACUUCGCAGUAUAGUAGCAGUCAAUAAAAAUCUAUAUAAUCGUGAGGAUGCCACCCAACAUGAAAAUCAGCAGUUAGAAGAAGAGGAAGACGAUAACGACAACAAUGUCGAAGACCAUGAAGAAGAUGACGUUGAGUUCGAAGAGGCCGUUGAUCAUAAUCCCAGCAGCAGAACUUCCAGCUCAAUUCUAAGCCAGUUACUUGCCAGUAGACAACGAAUUGCUAACACGAAUACAGAAACUGCAAAGACUAAAAACCCGACAAAAAUACUAACUUUGAUCCAAAGCGAACCCAGCGACAAUACCGAUGACGAUGACGAAGACGAAGAUGGAGACAACGACGACAACGAAGACGAUGAUGCAGAUAUUGACGACAUUCAGGAUAAUGACACUAUAGUACACGUAUCUGAAAAUAAUAUCACACAGCCUAAUAUUAGCAACUACACAUAUCAAAGCACCUCACAUAAAGUAGCUAGUCAUAAUUUUGGAACACCACGUGGUAAUAGCACCGUAGCUAACUAUUUAAAUAAUUCUUUUAAGUUUUCUAAUGCUAACAAAAACAACAACAGCACCGACAGCAAAAACACUUACACAAACAAUAAAUUUCAAGUCACAGUCGGUAAUGUUAAAAAUAACGAUAAAACUAAAGAUGAAGAUAGUCUAGAUGCAGAUAUUGAGGAGACGGAUAAGAAUAAUAAUGAUAAUGAGAGUGGGGCACCAGAGCGUAAAUUAAAUGACAUAGGUAAUGACGUUAAUUCUAAACGACGUUUUCAGAAUCGGUUUCAAGUGAGCCGCACAAGAGGGCCCACAACUACAACGACAGCCAGACCAACAGCAUCAACAACAUCGGCAAAAUCAACCACACGGCGUUUAUCUUUCGGCUCACGCAGUCGCGUACAGGUAACUAAAAUAUCUAUUAUCGAUGACGUAUCAACUGAAAAAACAGAAGAGAGCGAAGAAGAUGAAGAUGCAACUGAGACUACAACCGUUCCCACAACAAUCACAACAGCAACGACAACAACCGGCAAACCAAAACUAAAACGCAUACGCGUACUUAAAUAUCGGCGACCACUUCAGCCCAUUGAUAGUAGCAAUAGUACAGCCAGCACCACUAAUAGCGCCAGUUCCACUUACUCUGAGAACACCAAUCACACAAUCACAAUAGCAAACAAUACCACUAACCCAAUCAACAACACGCCUGCGAAAAAAUUCCGAAAGAUUGUGCGGAAACUUGGGCCAGUUGACACAACCAACGAUUCUAAUAAGCUAGCCACAAAAGAAGCAAGCAGUGAAGAUCAGCAGACAGUUGCUGUUGAAACAACUACAACCACGCGUAAGCCAUUUCUACCCAGCCACUCACGAUUCGGAUCUGCACAACAUGUUGAACUAGUGAAGGAUGCGGACGAAGAUAAUAAAGAUUCCCCGAAACAGUCGGUUCAGCCGGAGCGGCGACCUAUUGACUUACAGAGGCUUCGAAAUCGACUCAAAAAUCAACAGUCCCGUGGCGAGCCUACUGAUGGUGUCAUAAGCAAUAGACUGCGGGGAAAAGACCAAAAAAACAUCGAUGAGGAGAAUGAAAGUGACGGUAACUCUACAUUGCAGCAACUGCGCGAUAAAGUAAAGGCAGAGCAAGCACGUGGUAGUGGGGAGCAGGGUGUCAUCAAUGAUAGACUUAAGCAAUUGCUAGUCGAAAGAACGCCUUUGAACACCACCACUCCAGUCAACAUUGAUGAUGUGGAGCUUAAUGUUUCAAGCUCAACACCUGCGUCAUCGCAGCGUCCGGUUUUUAGACGCAAGCUAGUAGCCAAGCGCCCUUAUGCCCCACCAGCUGCCACCACACCCACUAAAGCGGCUCUAGUUUUUAGCAGCACACGACCCACAGCUAAGUUUGUGCGUCGCAAAAACGGACGCUAUGAUCCCUUUAACUCCAACGUACGAAACAAAGGCGAGGGCUUUGUGCGUAGCGAUCCUAGGGGUGCACGACUGCCAGGUGCCGAUCGGUUCAAGCAGGAGCAGAAGGAGGUUGAAGGCGACGGAGACGAUGUGGAUUACGAGCAACAGCAAGAGCACCCACAGCCGCUGAUAAAUACUACCCCGCUGGGCAGUCAGGUAGCGGUGAGAAGACCUUUUAUUCCCAAAAACAAACAACAUCAGCAAGAUCAGGAGAAUGAUAAAAGCGAAGAAGAAUAUGAUGAUGACGACGAAGACGAGGACGAAGAUAAUGAGGAUGAUGACGAGGAAGAAGAACAGCAAAGAAAACAACAAGGUCAAGAACCUGUUUCCAGCCAGGAGCAGCAGAUAGGGGAUAGUACCAGCAAGCCACAAUUCCAUACGCCGCCCACCUAUCGGCCCAAGGACAAUCGUGUGCCGCCCGGUAAUCGACCAAACUUUGCACCCACCGCCAGUGGCGCUAAUGCCAGCAGUGGUAAUGUACCUUUCAAUCCACGCAAUCGCCAGACCAAUUUCAGUACUAUAGGCAGUUCCUCCUCUGCGCCUGUCAAUCGCUUUGGUGGAAGCAAUCGCCCACGUGUGGUAAAUCGUCCUCCUGGCGUGGCUACUCCCAAUUUGACUCUACGCCCUGUGGCUAACAAUUAUGAGCGCACGACUCCAUUAACACCUCUGAAACCAGCUCCGUUCAUUCCCAGCAACAAUCGCAGUUACGAGCGCAAAUACACGGGUCCUUCAACAGAGACACCGGAGAUCACUAGCGAGAAUCCACUGAUUGAAGAUCUUAAUAUUGAUGCGCUUAAUGCACGCAAUAAAAAGAUCUUUGACAUACACAGCAAGAAGCAUACGACCCUUAAGCCGAAGGUAGCCGCUAAGACUGACGCAGAACUAGAAACCGAAGUGGUUGAAAGUGAGGAUGCCUACGAUCAUCUGCUACAGAGGCAGGGCUACUUGACUACCACACCAACCACACCAACAACAAAUCCUACAUCAACACAGUCAACAGACACCACAAACACUGAAACCGAAACUGCACAGCCACAAAUUGUGUUCCAUGAAUAUGCUAAUGAAGCCACAAACAUCUCUUCACCCCCACAGGACAAAGCACAGGCAACAUUGUCUUUGACAACGCUACCACCACCGCCAACAACGACGCUACUGCACGUAUUUACCCUGGUUGAAGGUGAAAAUGAAGAGGAUCUGGAGCCUACAGGGCGACCGCUGGGCAGUAAGACUACCGCUGUGGAGCCCAAGCAUAAGCUUAUCGAAAUCAAUCGCAUUGUAGAAAUUAACUCGAAGCAAGCCAAGGCCGCCCAACGCAAAUCCAAGGCCAAUCAAGAUUUUGGCGCCUUGCGCGUCGAGUCACUUCCUCAUGUGGAACAGCUAGGUGAGAUCAGUGUAGUGAAGUAUGUGCACUUGGUGGAUGGGAGUGAUAUCCAAAUCAACGAUGGCCACAGUACCGUAGCGGAUUACACGCCUACUGAGCCUAGCGUUCCCAAGAGCUCAGCUCCAGUGCGCAAUAGUCUGCCACAGACUGAAGGCGACUUCGAGUUGGAUCGCAGCGGCAAAUCGCUGCUACCGGAGGUCAUCCGUGGGGCAUUCGAAACAUCCACGAUUUCGCUUGAAGGGCUGUUUGACUCGGCGCGUAAGGCCAAACAGCUGAGCGUCGAUAGCAAUAACGCCGUCGAUAGGAAUGCCGACACCACGCCCCUCAUGGACUCAGACCUGGAUACAAUUAAUACAACUGUACCACCAACAGCUGCGUCUGCCCUGCCAGCCACAUACUCUGUCUCGCGACGUCCCGUGCUAAGCGUGCGCCGGCGAAUAAUCAACACGCCGACGGCAGCGUCUGAAUCAACCACGCAAACUGUAGAACUGACGACGACCUCUAAAUAUAAUCGUCUGCGUAGUAAGCCAGUCACUACGACAGCAGCAGCAACCACUAAAAGCAGCAACAGCAACCUAAGCAAACUAAAAAGUUCGUCAGCCACAUUGCCGCUUGCAGCUAGCAGCAACAGUAACAGCAGCAGCAUUGACAACGCGCAAAAACAACAUAAAUUCCAGGCAGCCAGCUAUGCAUUGCGUCGUCAGUUUCAGACGCGUCGAUUGACGACAACGGCAUCCUCGACAAGUGGCGAUGAAAACGCCACGGAUGCGCCGCGCACACAAAACCCGCUUUUUAAGCGCCGCCUAACGCUAACCUCUACUGCAACCCCACCACGAAUUUCGACCACAGCGUUAUCGAUAGAUACGACUACUUAUUUGCCUGGCAUGGAGGAUGAUGAUGAUCAGGUGGCUAGGUCCAGCAUACACACAAGUCGCUUCAAUCAAAUCUCGGAACAUUUACGUCCAGGCUUAAGCUUUGAGCUACCCAACAGCAACAGUAGCGUUGACGGAACCAAUACCACACGUGAGUCGCUUUUGCUAAUAUACUUUUAGUUUUAGAAACUCAUUCUUUCUUUGAAUUACUAUGCAGGUCGUCAGAUGAUACCACGCCCACGUCGGCCACAGUCCACCACACCCAUACCUGGUACAUCUGCAGCAGCAGUAACGUCGGCAUCAUCGCCGCCAGCAUCCCGCCGUCAGCAGAGCCGUCGACGGCCGCACAAGUACAUUGAGGUAUACAACCGGCCGCCUACCAAACCGGAACUGGCCACGGCCACAUCUGCUUCCAACCGUCGAUCAGGUGCUGUUGACUACGAGAUCUAUGAUCAAAGCCGCGCGAGCGUUACAAAGCAGUCGCGACGCCGCAAUGAACAAGCCCGUCUUCAUGUUCAGAGCCAGUCCCAGUCCAAGUCACAAACGCUACCGAAGGUAAUUGUACAUGGGCAAGGCAUCAUCGAGUGCCUGGACCAAGGCAAUUUUCCUCAUCCGCUCAGCUGUCGUAAAUUCAUUUCCUGUGCCAAAUUCGAUGAGACCGGCGGCAUUGUAGGUUGGGAGUACACUUGCCCCAAGGGUCUCGGAUACGAUGGCGACAGCGGUAUGUGCACCUGGGCGGCAACCAGCGAGAGAGCCUGUUAUAAUUGAAGCGCCUGGGAGGGGUCAAUGACUGAAUACACGCCUUUGCGGCCCAACGGCACUUCCAAAAAGAGUUAACUGAUUUUUUCUUGCACAUGUUUGCACAUAAUUUUUUAUUGUGAAUAGUUUUAUAUAUGUGUGUAACAAGUAAUUAUAUAGAUAUUUUAAUGUUAUUUAGGCGUUAAACAUGUAUUAUGUUUUAUUAUACCUUUAGAAAAGGUCUUGAAUCUGUCAGUCUGUUCGUCUGUAUAUUUCUAGGCACAAUAGACUAUUAUACAUAUGUAUAUCAGCUGGGCGGAUCAAAAAACCUGCCAUUGGAACAAAUUUGUACAUGCAAAGUUUGCUUCUUUUUCAAACGCCACCCAGCGAAUAUAAGUGUCAUUAAGCUCUUAAUGAAUGAGCCACAUAUCGUCACUUUAUAUCCCCUUGUUUAUGAUACUUUUAUUUUGCCUGUUUGCUUUUUUGUCCGUUCGUCAUGAAUCUUUGCAGAGGUCCGUCUUUCUGUUGCAGGCAGUAAAUAUGUCGGACCACUAUGUGAUAUAGCUGCCAUGGUAUUGAUCGGUCCAAAGGUAGGUUCUGUGAAAAACAUUUUGUUUAUCAAGAUAUCUUCAUAAAGCAAGGCAUUUAUUAAUUUCUCUAUGUUCCUUACAUAUAAGCUUAAUUUUAUCAAAAUCGGACUACUAUAUCAUAUAGCUAUUAUGGAAACGAUCGGGCGAAAGUUAAGUUCUCGGUUGACCAAACUCGGCAUUUAUUAGUUUCACUAUGCUUUUUACAAAUAAGCUACAUAUAGCUUCUAUACGAAAGCUCAGACGGAAAUUAAGUUCAAGGCUGAAAAAUAUUCUAGUUUAUAAAGAUAUCUUGAGCAAACUGGGCAUUGAUAAGUUUCACUAUGCUGCUUACAUAUGAGCAAAACCUAAUCAACAUCAGACCAACAAUCAAUUCUACAAGGGUAAUUAAUCUUCGGCGUGCCGAAGAAGUCCGCUCUUUCUUGUUUUUAAUAAAUGAACUAAUUCGUAUCAAAAUCAAAUUACUUAUAUCUCCCAUAUCUUCUAUAGUAAUAAUUGGUCGGCACACGAUCCUUUAUAUGGAAAUACCUUGUAAAUAAGUAAAGAAAUAUUCUGCAAGCCUGCUACAUAUAUAGGGUUAUUCCGGCACCACGAAUAACCACUUUUAUUUGUUCUUUUUUUCAAUUGUUAUAAACGAAGGGCUUGGUAACACAGAAAUUACGAUGAAUGUAAUAUUUAAUUAAACGUUUUACGAAGAGGCAUUUGCUCAAUAAAGAUAUAUAUAUAUAA